Messenger RNA from Clonostachys solani, 2652 nucleotides. The record is from the annotation of a GenBank genome assembly. Lineage: Eukaryota; Fungi; Ascomycota; Sordariomycetes; Hypocreales; Bionectriaceae.
AUGAACCCAUUCACGACGAUAGGGUUGUCGGGCAACAUCAUCACCUUUAUCGAGUUUGCGGUCCAGGUGAACUGUUCGACGUCGGAAAUCUAUCACUCGGCGACGGGAGAAACGGACGCCAACGCAGCGUUGCGAAAGGUAACGACACAUUUGAAGAAGGCGAGUGGUGAGCUUUCCGCCCAGCUUCCGGCAUCAUGUUCCCUUCUCGAGAAGGACAUUGCAGCGCUUGCAUUGGACUGCAAGCGAGAGGCAGAUAUGAUGUUGGAUAUUUUAUCCACGCUCCAGGCGCCCGUGAAAGGGAAAUUGCCGCCUGCGAGGGUAGUUCUCAGGACCUUUUGGAAAAGGAAGGAUCUCCAGGAUAGGAGCAAAAAACUGGCAAGCCUCCGAUCGACUCUUAUUCUACGGCUUGUUGGUUUGAUCAAUGACCAGAACUCAAGCAUCAACAAACUGGUGAUGGAUCUCACAGAGGCUGGUUCAAUGGUGUCUGCCAACACAAUGAGUCGGUUAGACAAGCUUCAAAAUACAAUCGAGGAGCUGAAAGAUAGCAUGCGAAAGAAUUCAGAGGAUCCGUCAGACCCCAAGAAGCCCAACAUGGAAUUCAUCGCCCGGCAAGUCGACCUGAUCCAAGAGAUCGGGGACCCAAUCGCCAGGGAACAGCAAGUCCUCAAAAAUCUCCGUUUCGAGUCGAUGAUGAUGCGUGAGUCGGCAGUCGCAGAAGCUCAUGCACAAACGUAUGAAUGGGUUUUUUCCCGCCGGUCCAACUUCCGCCAGUGGCUGUCUCACGGCGAGGACAUUUUCUGGAUAUCAGGCAAACCGGGCUCAGGCAAAUCAACGCUCAUGAAGUUCAUCAGCCACCGCCCAGAAACGACCACAAUCCUCAGAUCCUGGGCAAAUGGCCAGCACCUUGUAACCGCGAGCUUUUACUUUUGGAGCUCGGGUACCACAAUGCAAAAGUCGCUCCAGGGCCUGUUCCAGUCCUUGCUGUUCGAGAUGAUGCGCCAGUGCCCCUCAAUCAUUCCACUGCUCUGUCCCAAUCGAUGGGGAAAUGCCUUCCUGAGCUCUGUCGACGAGCCAUGGACGUGGGAUGAAGUGAAGGCGGCCUUCGAAAAGGCAAGGCAGCAGCGCAACAUGCCAGCCAAAUUCUGCUUUUUCAUUGACGGAUUGGAUGAAUACGGCGGCGACCACUCGGAAAUGAUAGGGCUUUUAUUCAAGGCAUCGGAAUCAGCAAACAUGAAGUUAUGCCUGGCUAGCCGCCCAGAGAAUAUCUUCCAGAGUUCAUUUGGCCAGUCAAAGGAAAAGAUGCUGCGUCUGCAGGACUUGACAAGGGAAGACAUAUUUCGCUACACGCGGGAUAAGCUUGAUUCCCACAGAACCUUCCUCCACCUGAAGUCGAGCGACAAGACGUAUGACUAUCUGGUAAAGGAGAUUGUGGACAGGGCCGACGGCGUGUUUCUGUGGGUGACGCUUGUCGUGCGUUCUCUAAGCGAAGGAAUCACAAAUGCCGACACCGUCGCCACGCUGCAUAAGCGACUUCAGCAGCUCCCAUCUGACCUCGAGCUGUUCUUCACUCAUAUUCUGAAUGGUGUGGGUGAAAUCUACUGGGAGGGAACAGCAAAGGCCUUUCAGAUGGCCACAACUGCUGUCCAUCCUCUUCCGCUAUGGGUCUUUUCGAUCCUAGACGAAGAUGAACCCAACCUGGCUUGCAAGACAGUAGUAACACCGAUCACAAAGAGUGAUAUAAUCGAACAAACAGAGCUUCUAAGCAAGCGACUCAACGCUCGUUGCAAAGGUCUACUUGAAGUAAGACUUUCUGGCUCAAGUGACUAUCCAGGCUUGCACCGGGUCGAGUUCCUGCACCGAACAGCUCGAGACUUUCUCCGAGUCAAGAGCGUAGAAGACUUGCUGAUUUCUAGGCAAGAAGAAUAUUUCGACGUUGAUGAAGCUCUUUGCAGGGGAUUCCUCAUGCAAAUGAAGCAGCUGCACCUGUCCACGUCCCGAAGCCCGUACGCGAAUGACCAGAUGCUGGACACGGUCCUGAGGGAUCUCAUGCACUACGCAAACAGGGUAGAAAAACGGACAGGGCGGCCUCCAGUUGACAUCCUGGAAGAAUGCUUGCGGUCCAUCAGCGAGUGUUUCCCAAAGGCACCCACGCUGGGUCGUCUGACCUUUUACCCCUACGUGGUCCGCGAAGGUUUAUUCAAGUACCUCCAACACCUUCUGCGCUCCAACGCCAACUUUUUCCGAAUUGUUGGUGGACAGCCUCUUCUGAGCGUCGCGUUAACGUCAACCGCUCAGCAAUCUCAGGGAAGCAGAUAUAACUACGAGCUGAAUCCCUCCAUCGUGCAAUUGCUCUUGGACCAUGGAGCCGACCCAAACCAGUUAUAUAUCCGGCCUUUCCACCCAGACGGAUCAGUAUGGAAGGAUUUUGUGGCUUUCCUCCAAAAGUCGACCAACGGCAUGUCUAUUGAUCAGGGGAUCAAGUUCCAGGCAUUCAAAUUGAUGAUUGGCGCCGGUGCAAACAGGAACGUUUUGUUCUCAGACAGACUGAAUUUGGAAGAGGCGAUGCAUGAUAUUUUCACUCAGCAAGAGGCAAAGCUUCUAAUCCAGUUGAUACGAGACUUGGAGCAAGUAGGGAAGAGCAACGUGCGGUGA